GCUUGCCAGUGCGCCCCUUUUGAUUGGGCUGACAGUUUGAGAGUGUGUGCGUGCGUGUGAAUCUUCUCUCUAAUCAAAUUAGAGAAAAAUCGGGGAAAUCUCGCGAAAAUGACUCUAUAUCACUUUGGAAAUUGCCUAGCACUCAUCUACGUUCCCUACUACCUCACCUACAAGUACUCAGGAUUGUCUGAAUAUGGGGCUUUCUGGAAGUGCAUCCAGGCGGGCGCGAUCUACGCCUUCACACAGCUCUGCAAGAUGCUAGUGCUGGCCACAUUCUUCCCAGACACUGAGACCAUCUCCAAUGCGGGCGACUUUAGCGCCUUGGCGGAAUUCCUGCGCUGCACUGUUGACAUUGCCGAUCUCAUGGGGCUCACGCUGGUGCUCUCGCGCAUCCCCGGCAAGGGUCACAGCAAGCUCAUCACAGCCGGCCUCGGCUGGGCCACGGCUGAGCUCAUCCUCUCGCGCGCCCUCAUGCUUUGGGUGGGCGCGCGCGGGGCGGAGUUCAGCUGGAUCUACAUCCAGAAGUGCCUGGAGUCGAACAUCCUCCUGGCGCAGCAUCUCACCACGGCCACACUGCUCUGGCUCUUCUCUCGGCACGACCUGGACAAGAAGUUCGCGCCGGUGGUCACGUUCCUCAUCGUGGCCACGACUUACAAGGGCUUGUGGCUCGACGGCAUCCUGCACGUCCUGAGCCUGGGCCCCUGGACGUGCCUUGCGCUCAAGGCUAUCGUCACGGGCCACAUGGGCGUCAUCUCAGCCUCCAUAAUUCCCGCUGUGGCAUCGUAA
Phlebotomus argentipes is the source of this 786-nucleotide messenger RNA. Its product is annotated as BOS complex subunit TMEM147. The transcript is spliced from 2 exons. The record is from RefSeq and is a predicted model, not a curated record. The coding region runs from base 109 to 786 and encodes 225 amino acids. Lineage: Eukaryota; Metazoa; Arthropoda; Insecta; Diptera; Psychodidae.